This is a messenger RNA of Cydia amplana, 1489 nucleotides long. Its product is annotated as GTP-binding protein Rhes. NCBI's taxonomy places the organism in Eukaryota, Metazoa, Arthropoda, Insecta, Lepidoptera, Tortricidae. Bases 258 to 1421 code for a protein of 387 amino acids. Gene Ontology annotation, biological process: signal transduction. The record is from RefSeq and is a predicted model, not a curated record. The transcript is spliced from 5 exons. Gene Ontology annotation, molecular function: G-protein beta-subunit binding; GTPase activity; GTP binding.
CGUAGCGCCCGCGACGCGUGCUCCGCUACGCCGUAGCCGCGAGCUACGAUUCUCGAGUGAAUAGUAGCGCUUAGCGCUUGACACAUUUACUGUGCACUGAAUGGGAACUUUACAAACUGUCUUUAUUGUUUUCGUUUAAACUUUCUUUUGUUUGUCAUAUUUUCCGAGUGAAAUGUAACAGGGAGUGAUGGGCACAAACAGAAAUGAUCUCGAUAGAGUGAAAGUGUCUCAAACAAUGAAACUGUAGUGCUCACACAAUGCUAAACGGGACGGCGGAGCGGGGGCUGUCCCCGCAGUCGUCGCCCGUGCGGGCGUCCCCGAGCGGCGUGCGGGCUCCGCCGCCGCCGUCGCCGCUGAAGUCGUCGCUGUCGCCGGCGGCGGCGGCGGCGGGCCGGCAGCGGUCGCCGCGGCGCUGCCAGUUCGCGGCGCCGGCGGAGGAGGCUCGCGACUCGUGCGGCGCGGCGGCGGGCUGGCUGUGCCGCCGCGGCGCCGGCGCCGGCCCGCCGCCCCACCCGGAGCCCGGGCCCAGCGCGCCGCAGGGCUGCGACGACUCCGCGCCGCCGCCCAAGAACUGCUUCCGGCUCGUUAUGCUCGGAUCAGCUCGCGUGGGCAAGACGUCGCUGGUGGCGCGCUUCCUCGGCACCAGGUUCGAGGACAGCUACACGCCCACCAUCGAGGACUUCCACCGCAAGCUGUACCGGAUCAGGGGAGAGGUGUACCAGUUGGACCUGCUGGACACUUCGGGUAACCACCCCUUCCCGGCCAUGAGGAGGCUCUCCUUCUUAACAGGUGAUCUGUUCGUGCUAGUGUUCGCCAUGGACAGCCGGGAGUCUUUCGAGGAGGUCAUCCGCCUGCGAGAACAGAUCCUGGACACCAAAGCCAGCGCCAUCAGUGGAGGCAGCCGCGGCCGAAGGCAGGUGCCCAGGGUGCCCAUGGCCAUCGCGGGCAACAAGUGCGACAGAGAACUCAAGACUGUACAACCAGAAGAGGCAACCGCCUACUGCGCUACCCAAGACGGCUCUUGCGUCUUCGUGGAGACUUCCGCCAAGAAGAACUACCACGUCGACGACCUCUUCUACGAGCUGUUCGUCGUCGCCAACCUCCCGCUAGAAAUGGCCCCGAACCACCACAAACGAGUCAACACAACCUUCGGCAGCCCAUGCACCUUACCUCCGACCAGCAGCCAAAGUAAUAGGAGUAAGAAAUGUACACUAUCUAUCAAAAGAAGGCUGUCGGAUGCCUGUGGCGUUGUGGCGCCCAACGUGCGAAGGCCGAGCAUCAGGACAGACCUUAUGAUAAUGAGAACCAAGACUUGUGCCAAAGGAGACAGCGACAGUGCCAGUGGGAGUCCGAAGCUGACCCUGAACCGGCUGGUGCGGGCUAGCGGACAGAAUGAUAAGAGGUCGUGCGUUGUACAGUGAUAUUUGUAAUGUGUCAGUUAUUAUACGUACAUUACAGAUGUCUGAAUUGAGAUUUAAUAAGGAAACAA